Messenger RNA from Pistacia vera, 1601 nucleotides. Its product is annotated as serine/threonine-protein kinase UCNL-like. The transcript has a single exon. Gene Ontology annotation, cellular component: nucleus; cytoplasm; plasma membrane. Gene Ontology annotation, molecular function: ATP binding; protein serine/threonine kinase activity. The record is from RefSeq and is a predicted model, not a curated record. NCBI's taxonomy places the organism in Eukaryota, Viridiplantae, Streptophyta, Magnoliopsida, Sapindales, Anacardiaceae. Bases 77 to 1348 code for a protein of 423 amino acids. Gene Ontology annotation, biological process: protein phosphorylation.
UCUCUCUCUCUUUCUUCUUCCUCUUCUUCAAAAACCUCUCUCUCUCCUCCUCCCUCCUUUUCUUCUUCUUACACCAAUGGACACUACACCACCGCUACCACCACCAACUCCACCACACCCACAACCGCAAUCCCUAAACUUCGACAACCUCAAAGCUCUCAAAGUCCUCGGCAAAGGCGCCAUGGGAACUGUCUUCCUAGUGCAUGACACCACAACCGACCCCUCCGCUCGUUCUCCUUUCGCUCUAAAAGUGGCCGACAAGUUGUCUCUUCAUGCAAAGCACGACGCUGAUCGUCGAGCCCGUUGGGAAAUCCGGGUCCUGACCCGGCUUUCGCAUCCGUUUCUUCCCAAGCUGAUAGGAUCCUUCGAAACUGAGGAUUUGCUCGCCUGGGCCGUCCCCUAUUGUCCCGGUGGCGACCUUAACGUCCUCCGUUACCGUCAAAACGACCGGGUUUUCUCCCCCGCCGUUAUUCGUUUUUACUUGUCGGAGAUUAUUUGCGCGCUUGAGUAUCUUCAUAAUAUGGGAAUUGCUUACAGAGAUUUAAAGCCUGAAAAUGUUUUGGUUCAACAGUCGGGUCACGUGACACUCACGGACUUUGAUCUCUCUCGCAACUUGGCGAAAAAAACCACCGUUUCGACGACCACCUUUGAGAAAGGAAGCCAUAAGGUUCCAGUUCCGGAGAUUCCAAAGAAACAUAGAAGAAUGUUGACCCGCUGGAUCCAAGCUUUGCCCGACAACAAAAAGGGGCUGAAGAAGGCGAAAUCGGCCAGAGUUAGCCCGGUUUCUCGGAGGAAACCGAGUUUCGACAACGGCGAACGGUCCAACUCGUUUGUGGGAACGGAAGAGUACGUGUCACCUGAGGUGGUGCGUGGUGAUGGACACGAGUUCGCUGUUGAUUGGUGGGCUCUGGGUAUCUUGACGUACGAGAUGCUAUAUGGCACUACGCCGUUUAAAGGUAAGAAUCGGAAGGAAACGUUUCGGAACGUUCUGAUGAAGGCGCCGGAGUUCGUAGGGAAACGCACGGACCUGAUGGAUUUGAUCGAAGGGUUGCUGGAGAAGGAUCCCAUGAAGAGAUUGGGAUAUCAACGAGGCGCGUGUGAGAUCAAGGAGCACGUGUUCUUCAAAGGUGUGAGAUGGGACCUACUAACGGACGUGUUACGGCCGCCGUUUAUCCCAUCGAGAGAAGAUGGCGAAUUGACGGAGAAAGUAACGGGAGGUAGCGGAGGGAUCGACAUAAGAGAGUAUUUUCAGAAUUUGAGGGCUCCACCACCGUCAAUGCCGCCAUCUCCGCUACCGUCACCAUCGCCGGAGCCAUGCCGGAGAAAAGCUUCUUUCACAGAGUAUUGACUGACGCACGUGUGGGAUAUGACACGUGUAAGGAUAGUGUAGGUAUUAAUACUUAUUUUGUGUAUAUAAAAAAAAAAAAAAUUUGAAAAAUAAAAAAAAUAAUGGUAGAACGUGAAAGACGGCGUUAGUGAAUAUUUAGUCUGAAUAUAAAAAGCUUCAAAUGCUUGCGGCUCGUAUUUCAAUCUUGUAUAUGUAUUUUUUAUUCAUUUGGCUAACAUUAGCGCCUACGGAGGCGCGUGAAUUUCACGCAGCA